Messenger RNA from Leguminivora glycinivorella, 6073 nucleotides. Its product is annotated as ras-responsive element-binding protein 1-like. Gene Ontology annotation, biological process: regulation of transcription by RNA polymerase II. Gene Ontology annotation, cellular component: nucleus. Bases 374 to 4243 code for a protein of 1289 amino acids. The record is from RefSeq and is a predicted model, not a curated record. The transcript has 6 exons. Lineage: Eukaryota; Metazoa; Arthropoda; Insecta; Lepidoptera; Tortricidae. Gene Ontology annotation, molecular function: DNA-binding transcription activator activity, RNA polymerase II-specific; RNA polymerase II cis-regulatory region sequence-specific DNA binding.
CCUCUCCUUCUCUCCCUGCGCCCGGCCGACGCUCUCGACCAAUCGGCGGCCAUCUUUUGCUCCCCCGAGAGGAGAGCGACAGUGCGUACUCUCAUCAAGUCAUCACACGGAGACGACAUCUCACUGAGUGAGGUUGUCGCUCGCGCAAGAUGCGCUGCGGACGCAAAACGUAACAAUAUUAUAUUCCAAUAAGUGCCUUUCAAGUUUUUAAUUCUAAUAGUGUUUUUAAGACUGUAAAUCUGUGCUCAAAUAUUUAUUUAAGUGUUUUUGUGGACUGAGACGUUGGUGAAAUUGGACUUUUUGAAUUUCGGCGUGUACUGAUACCGCGAAAUUAUCCACGAUUGGGCGUCGUCGCGGUCGCAGUUCGCGGGCCAUGCAGGGAGCGGCCAGCGCGCCCGCGGCGCCAGCGGCCGAACCGCCCCCAUCCCAACAAAUCAAAACAGAAGAAGUCAUCAGGGAGGCGAAGAUCGAGGCGAACGAGAUGGAAGAUAUGAGGGCGGACAAACAGGAACCUAGAGUGACAAGGACAACAAGCAUCGACAGCGACAACCGCUCAGACAGGAGCGAGGAGGAGGACUCUAGAAGAGCACGCAAACGGGCAGCGUCCACAUCGCCAUCCCCGAUGCCUCUCGAUAAAAGAUUCGCGCGAUUCGAGUGCCCUAAAUGCGGCCAACACUUCGAGUCCGGCAACGCCUGCGAUCUCCACCGCUUCACCGUCCACGGAGACGAAACGCGCGGCUUCAACGAUCUCACUUUCGUAGAUUUCUCCAGCAAAAAGUUCCCCGAAAUAGCUCGAGGCGUCUGCGAGCGAAACCCUCAUAUUUCCAUCACGGAACAGAGGUACCGAUGCGAGAUGUGCUCUAGAGACUUCCCGUGCAGGCAGGCCUUGGAUAUACACAGGAAAACCUGUGCUGAUUCCGUCAGUGUGCAGAGCCCGGAACGCAUAGACCGUAGAGAAGACUUCUUUGCCAAACUCGACUUGAGAAACCGAUACGGUAUUCCCGGCACAUUAACCCCUCCUAUGGAACGCUUCACGCCCAAAUUCGAAGAUUCUCACUACACAGGCAACGGCAUCCGUCACAUUGACGCCGCAAGAGACUUGGCCGAUAUCCAAUCCAUCUUAAACGUAACUUCAACUGGAAGUCUCUUAGAAAGACUUACCGGUACUAGAGUGCCUUUGGAAAGUUCAGCCUUAACCCCUCCGGAUACUGUCGGUAAAGAGAGAGAACAAGAGGAGACGCAAGACAACUUCGCUGCUGAAUUCAGGCGAAUGAAGCUCAGAGGUGAAUUCCCUUGUCGGUUAUGCCCAGCCAAGUUCCCUAAUCUUCGAGCUCUGAAAGGCCAUAAUAGAGUUCAUCUUAGUGGAACCGGACCCGGCCCGUAUCAGUGCAACAUGUGCCCUCACGCGUCUCUAGACAAAGCAGCUUUGGUAAGACACAUGAGAACACACAACGGUGACCGUCCUUACGAAUGUGCCGUCUGCAACUACGCCUUCACUACCAAAGCUAACUGCGAACGGCAUUUGAGGAAUCGUCAUGCCAAAGUCACUAGAGAAGACGUCAAGCGCUCAAUCAUCUACCACCCUUCAGAGGACCCUAAUAAUGAUGAGGUCAACUCCAAGCUAGCUCGUGAUGAAGUGAAGAGAUCUCUAGCUUUCCAAUCACCGCCUGAGGCCGACAGGCGCCCUGAACCCACCGGACGAGACACCCCUCUGUCUCAUUUCACGCCUAGUUUCAUCACUGAUAGGCACCCCGUCGCAUCGUUAACUCCAAAACCUUUAGUGGAACUACCUAUCAUACCUAGAGACCCUGAGCCUCCAGCGCCUAGGAUCAAAGUAAAAGGCAUCGGGCAGCUGAGGCAAAUACCCGAGUUCAGACCGCCAGAAUUCCCUAUUAAAACCAACGAUGAAGUUGAUAAUUAUGAUGAAGAGACGCCAGUGGAUCUCAGCACCAACGAUAAUUGUGACGUUCUUGAUCUCAGUAAGAAGAAGCGUGAUGUGGAAGAAGAAGUGGAACCUAAGAAUAACUCUCGACCGGCGUUUGAAGCUGAUCCCGCCGCAGUCGCCGCGUCCACUUACGAAAAGGCUCAAUUCCUUCUAGCUCAACAGAGACUCUUUGAAACCUCUCUCCCUAAAAUUGAUCCCUCAUACUACGCUACUCAGCUAUCGCAGCUGUACGCAUCCGUCCCUGGACUACCAGGCUUACCCGGCCUACCGCCGUCCUUUCCUAUCAACCCCUACUUUCUCCAACCAUCUUUUUUUCCCCACCCAUCUGAUUCCCAAGAGCUGGCGGAAAUAAAGCAGCGUAUCCAGAAGGAAAUAAUCCGUGGCUUGAGCAUGUCUGGUGGUAGACUCGUAACUAGUGAACAGGAACCUCAGCCUAAACUGGAACCGGAGGAAGAGGAGCCGACUAGGGAUAGUUCUCCAGUCCCGCCUCCCCGCCCUGAAUCUCCUCCUCGGCCGUUGAACAACCUCAUCCAGCAGAAUGACUCAGUCAAAAUGGUGAUCAAAAACGGCGUGCUAAUGCCUAAGCAGAAACAGCGGCGCUACCGCACGGAAAGACCGUUCUCAUGCUCGCAAUGUUCAGCUCGCUUCACUCUGCGCUCGAACAUGGAGCGCCACGUCAAACAGCAGCACCCUCAACACUGGAGCGUGCGGCGGCCGGCGCCAAGAGCGCCUCCGCCAUACCCAACAUCAGACUCUCUAGCUGACCGAGUUAAGUUCGCGCUUCUAGCUCGGCAUUUAGAGCGACCUAUUCAACAAGAUCGCUCACCAGUCCGUCGCGAUUCUGACGAAGUUGCUGAUAACGAGGAAGAUGAAGACGACACUCUAGUUAUAGAUGAGGAGCCUGAACCUGAAGUUAAAACUGAACAUCGAGCGGCUCAUUUAGUCGCCGAAGAAAUCUUAAUGGCUUCACGUCAACAGGAGUUACAUAAGGACUUUGAUCUCAAGAUUGCUGGGAACCUGAUCAACAAGCCGGUGCCUAUAGCGGAGAAGACUGAAGGUCAGGAGGUCCAGGCGCCGGUGGAGCCGCUGAUUGUGCCGGUGGUGCCAACCAGGAGUGAUGAGGAAGAAGAUGAGGAGGGCCUGGUGGCGUCGACUAGCGAGGGGAACAACUCCGGGAGUGAUGAAAACAAAUCCGACGCUGACAACGCUCAACCCCCCAAGAAGAAAUCCGCCUACAGCCUCGCACCAAACCGGGUAUCUUGCCCCUACUGCCACCGAAAGUUCCCCUGGUCAUCCUCCCUUCGUCGCCACGUCCUUACACACACGGGACAGAAGCCAUUCAAGUGCCCCCACUGUCCUCUACUCUUCACCACCAAAUCUAACUGUGACCGUCAUUUGCUGAGAAAACACGGAGGUUCAGCAAGAGCUAUACUAGCCGAGCCUAUACCUGAAGCAGUAUCACCUCCAAGCGAUGUCAGAACCGUGCCUGAGAGACCGUUCAAAUGCGCCUCAUGCCCUACAAGCACAUUCUCUUCUCUGGAAACUUUAAAAAAGCACAUGUCUUCGCGACAUGGUACUGGAGAAUCCCAACCAGUAUCCCCCAAUCCUGAAGAUGAAACUGCAAAUGGGGAGCUAGCCUUCAAAUGCCAUCUUUGUGAAGGGUCUUUCGGAGAUAGGGGAGGAGCGUUAAGACAUCUGGCGAGCGUGCAUAGCGCGGAGUAUGACCAGCUGGUCAGCAAGGGAGCGCUGGAUGCGGCUAGUGAUCGAAGUGAAAGUGCUGACGAUGAUGAGAAGGGGAAGUUCCCGGAUCAUGCUAAUAGAAAGGUUGUAUGCGCCUUCUGCGUGCGUCGUUUCUGGUCAGCCGAGGACCUGCGUCGCCACAUGCGUACUCAUUCUGGGGAACGGCCCUUCGCCUGCGACCUCUGUCGGCGACGCUUUACCCUGAAGCAUAGCAUGCUGCGGCAUAGGAAGAAGCAUCGGGAUGAGACUGAUGAUGAAGAGCCUACUCCGCCGGAUACCCCGCAGAAUGUUGGCAAUGGAUACAGCUACCACGACGACGAUGGUUCCGGCAACGAGAUCCCGAGCAACGUGAACAACAACAACUCUCCACCUUCGCACUAUGACAACAAGCUCAAGAUCCAAAUGACAUCCCGCAAAUACUCCUCAGAAACCGAAAAUGACACCGAAAAUGGCAGCGAUCUCAUCGGAAAACUACUAGGGAUCCCCGACAAGACCAUCAUCAACAAACUGCUCUCUUCCCCAGACGAAGCAGCGAAGUUCCUAGGAGUAAACAAAUGAGAGUACGCUAUAGUCUUCGUGAUGCCCGCCACUCUCGUACUGGCCCCGCGAGGACUAAAACUGCCGCUCCAAAUUCAAACGUCAACGAACGUUACAACGCCAUCUAGCAACGAGUAGACGCACUAGCGUAUUUUAUUCGCGUUAUAAAUUUUAUUGUGUGUGUUUCAAAUAUAUCGCUAUUCGAUAACUAGGUGCCUUUAGCUGCCUUAAAUUAUAUUGAAAGUGUAAACCGUCCUUUUCUGCCUUAAUUGUGGGUGUAACAACGAUUUAUUUAGUGCCAGUUAUAAAAGUACAUAAUUGUAUUUUUAUCUGUAAUUAUAAUUAGAUGUACAUUAAAUAUAGGGACUGAAUACUGUGUAGUAUCUUGAUAUUUAACUGUUAUAUUGAACAGCACGUUUCAGUUACUGGGUUUCGAGCUAUGAAACAGAAUUUAUUGCAUUUCCAUCUAGUCGCAUAAUUUCCCACUUUGGUCUUAUUUUCAUGCUUUUUUCGAACGUAGUGAAGUCCAGCCAAAAACUUGAAGCAAAUCCAAAAUUUCUAGUCAUUUACCUAAACAUUAUUCUUAUAUCGAACCUAAGCUAUGAUACCAAAAGCGAGUAAUUUUUAAAUUUCAUGUAAGUAAUGUAAGUCAGUUAUAAAAUAGACCUCAUAAUACCAACCAAUGAAUAGACCUAGAUUUUGAAUUAAGAACUUGUAAUUUCAUCUUUCCUAUUUCUUCAAAAAUGUUUUAAGUAGGUCUCAUCUUAGCGCACUUAUUAUUAAUCGUAAGUACUUAAAUGAAUGACAUUUUAUUUGCUCAAAAUCAGCAUUUCUUUACAGCGAAUUUUAGAUACUUCAUAGUUAUAAUUAUGGAUAAAUAUUGUAAGGUUAAUAUAAUAGAAUUCGAAUGCAAAUUAAGUUUAUGCUUGCAACCAAAGGUGGACAUUAGUUUACCAGAUUGGUAAGAAAUUUUAUUAAAUUUAUUUGUUAGUUUUUGAGAAACGUUUUGUUUUAUUUCUACAUGUCUAUCGGUGGGGCAAUAUAUUAAUAUUAAAGGGUUAAAAAUCCUAUAGAUUAGUCUUAGUUUAGUUUUGAGUCUCCUUCAGUGGAUUGACAAAUCAUACGCUAGAAUAUACCUAAGUCCAAUUGUGCUUUGUAUAUUUUGAAUUGCUAAUAAAAUACCAAAUAAAAUAUAUAUUAGGAUUUAAACUUAUUACUUAGAUGUUAAAUGUAUAUUAUGAGUAAUCCUAUGUUAUUUUCUCUAAAAUCUGAAUAUAAGCAAUAUAGUAAGUCACUGUACGUUUUUUUAGCGUUUUAAUUAGAUAUUCUUAAUUGAUACUUGUUUUAAAAUAAUAAUUAAUAAUAUAUCGUAUACCAAAGUAAGUUAAUUCUAAGUUGAUACAAAAAUCCUGCUUCAUGUCAAUUAUAGUUAGAAAAAAGAGAAUGUUCUCGAGAUAAUGUUGUGUAAUUAUUUAUUUAAAUUUAAAUUAUUUGCUACUUUUACUUAGGGCCAUGUGCAUGACUUUUUAUUUUUUGUGUCACCUUAUUCAUAAGUAUUGGUAGUUACUUAAUUAGAAAAUAAAAACUUAGGUUAGUUAAUAUUUAAGAGUGGCAACACCGCUUGGCCUUUCAAUCGUAGUAUUUGUGUGUAGUGUGUCGUUUUUAAUAAUUACUAUUAACUAUUAAUAAUGAAUAAUUAUAAAUUUAAAUAUAUAUCAAUACUGAAUAUGUGACUUAUAGUUCUUGAAUUUAAAUGUAGUAAAAUGUUUACUAUUCACUUUAUGCCUGUCUUUCUUUAAUGCAAUAUGGGUGUCGUUUUAAAAACGUUUUUGUGAAUUAAAUUUUGUGUAU